UGCACGCAAGUACCGUAUGUGGUACAAAAUAGAUCACUCAAAAAUCACUUUAAAAUCAUCUUAUUUGAUUGUGAGUAAGAUAUAAACACCACCGGAGUCAGAAAUGAGUUGGUUAAGAUCCGUACUGGGCUCGAAUGAGGCUUCAGCUCAGCCGUCUGGGGCAGAAACAGUUGCUCGGCUUUGUGACCGAGUACAGUCUUCAACCUUACUUGAUGACAGACGAGAUGCUGUGCGUGCCCUUAAGUCACUCUCAAAGAAAUUUCGCCUCGAGGUGGGGACCCAGUGCAUGGAUGUGUUGCUCGGUGUCCUGCAGACAGACCGUAACGAUUCGGAGAUAGCGAGUUAUGCAGUGGAAACACUUCUUAAUGUCAUUGCUCCUAUCGUGGAAGAGGAAGAUGGUAAGAAAGAAGAGUUUCAGCAAGUGGAUGUGGAGGCGAAGGAGCGAGAGAAUCGAGUUCUCAGUGAGCAGUUCAUUGAUAUCUUCCUUAAGAAGACGGACAAUGUGUCCCUCUUGCUGAGCCUGCUAGAGGAGUACGAGUUCCGAGUCCGGUGGCCAGCCAUCCGUCUGAUGACCGCUCUUAUUAACUUCCGGUCAUCUCAAGUCCAGCAGAGCAUCUUGGUCAGUCCCAUGGGUGUCUCCAAACUGAUGGAUCUGCUCUCUGACAGCCGUGAGGUCAUCCGUAAUGAUGGUCUCCUGCUCCUUACUGGUCUGACCAAGGGGAAUGCCAACAUCCAGAAGAUUGUGGCCUUUGAGAACGCCUUUGAUCUUCUCCUGCGAAUCAUCAUGGAGGAAGGGGCUAGCGAUGGAGGCAUCGUUGUGGAAGACUGCCUCAUGCUUUUGCUGAACCUUCUCAAGAAGAAUAGCUCCAAUCAAACGUUCUUCAAGGAGGGAAGUUUCGUUCAGCGUUUGUCCCCGUUCUUUGAUCUUCAAACGAUGAUUCCUCAGAACCAAGACGGCACUUGGUCGACACAGAAAGUCCAGAAUGUCCACUUUAUGCUUCAGGUGGUUCGGAGUUUGGUCUCCCCGAACAAUCCCCAACAAGCAACGAGUGGUUGCCAGAAGUUAAUCCACUCGUGCGGACUGCUGAAACAACUCUGUGGUAUCCUGAUGGCCAGCGGGGUACCAGCCGAUAUCCUGACGGAGACGAUCAACACAGUGUCAGAGGUCAUCAGAGGCUGCAAGGUCAACCAGGAUUUCUUCGCAGCCGUCAACGCCCCUUCCAGCCCUCCAAGGCCGGCCAUUGUCGUUCUUCUCAUGUCCAUGGUGAACGAGAAACAACCUUUCAUCCUCCGCUGUGCCGUUCUCUACUGCUUCCAAUGUUUCCUCUACAAGAACGACGUGGGACAGGAGCAAAUUAUAUCAACACUCCUCCCUGCCACUGCAGAUGUGUCGGCCGUCACAGCGGGUCAGCUUCUCUGCGGAGGUCUCUUCAGUCAGGACCCGUUGUCCAACUGGUGUGCCUCAAUCGCCCUCUCCCACGCCCUCAAAGAUAACAACGUACAGAAGGAGCAACUCCUGAGAGUACAGCUGGCCACCGGGAUGGGCCAGGCUCCCGUGUCUCUGUUACAACAAUGCGCUAAUAUCUUAUCACAACCCACAGUAAAAUUCCAGACGAAGGUUGGCCUUCUAAUCCUGCUGUCUUCAUGGCUUGCUGGAUGCCAGUUGGCAGUUACACACUUCCUUCUCAACCCUGCCAACAUUCCAUUCCUGACUGCACAAGUUGCCGAGACCACCGACGAACACGAGUCCCUCGGCCAGGGCCUCUGUGCCUUCCUGCUGGGUAUCUGCGUCAAUUUCAACGAUAAUUCCAACUCAAGCUUCACAAAGGACAGCAUGAAACAGUUGAUCGAGAAGAGGAUUGGCUUGGAGGCGUUUGUAGAGAAGCUCGACAUGGUGUCUAAACAUGAGAUGUACACACUCGCAGCUCAGAAACCUCAGCUUAGAUUCACCUCGGCUGACAGUAUGAUGCUAGAUUAUGAAUUCACUGCACUCUUCAAACAACUUGAAGGUGUGGUCAUGAGAGCAGUUGGGGAAAACGAAGACCUUGAAACGAAGAAAAGUAUUGAAGAUCACGACGGAAUAGUGACGCAGUACAAAGAUAUCAUCCGCGAGCAGGAUAUGGAACUUGGCAAUCUUAGAACAAAGAACACAGAUCUGGAGAAGGAACAGAGAAAGGCAGAGGCACUCCUGGGGGAGCAAGCUCAACAGAUUCAACAGCUCAAGGAUCAAUAUGCCCUAAUCAAGGCACAGCAAGGGGUACAGGCUGGGCAAGGUGACAUCCCCAACUCUAUGGACCCCACCGGUCUAAACCAGGAAGCUGAUGCAGAGAAGACUGCGCAGCUAGAGGCAACAAUUGAGGAGUUGAGGAACCAGACUGCUGCAAUGACCACACAGCUGCUAGAAAAGGAAUCGAGGAUAGAGAAACUAACCAACGACUUAACAAUAUCAGACGCCAAGGCUGUACUCUCAUCGAGUGAAAUGGAGAACAUAUCGUCGGACGAGCUGAAAACACGCCUUGAAGAAACGCAAAUGGAGAACGAGAAGUUGCGAACAGCUCUGACGGAGUUGAACGAAGAUAUGAGGGGGAAACGGCAGGAACUGGAGAGGUUAACUGAAGAAGAGAGAUUUAGCCGAACCUCCUUCGCAGAAACAAAGAGUGACCUAGAAUCAAAACUACUUCAAACGGAAACGAAUUGCGCCUCGUUUUCCGCUGAGAAUGAACGCUUGAAGUCGGCAAACCAAGACCUGGAAUCGUCUCUACGAGAGGCGCAAAACUCUCAGCAGGGGGGCAGCGGGGAUGCAGAGGAAGUCAACAAACUGAAAGAGGUCAUCAGCAGACUCGAGCAAAAAAAGGAUUCCUUGGAGUCGGAAUGCAAGAAGUUGAAGGAGGAGGUAGAGAAGGUUGGGAAGGAACAGGACGAUCUCUUAGUCCUGCUGACGGAUACCGACGCUAAGAAGGACAAGUAUAAGGAGAAACUCCAAGAGCUGGGCCAAGCAAUUUCAGAUGAUGACCUCGGUGACGAGGAAGGUGAAGAUUGGGAAGAAGAAGAAGAUGACGAUGAGGCUAGCUGAGACACCCAGUAAAGAAGUAGUCACUUUUUAUGCAAACUCUUUAGUAGACUUGAUUCAAGUCCCAUUCUCGUGUGAGAGGUCCCUGCCAACUAGCAAACAAGCCGUAUAGCUGUGUGCCCUCAGUCAAAAUGUAGCUGUUGUUGUCCUGAGAAUAGCUCAGGUUGGAGGAUAAAGGCCGCGCAAAAGUUCUCUGACGUUAGGCGAUGAUGGGACUGAAACUAAAAGGACUCUCACGGGAUUGGGACUUGAGUCAAGUCUAAUUGUUUAGAAAUCUGGAGGAUGUAUAUUUUUUGAAUGGGUUUAUCUAUUAUUUGAUCUCAUUGAUUGGUUGUUUCAUAAUAAAUACAAACUCAAAUGACAUUUUUACUAGUAUUUCAUUUCUGAACUGCCUGCGCACACCUUCUUCUGUUUAUGCGUUAAAAUUAUUGUCAAAGAUUGGUUUUUGUCAAUGUAAUGCUGAUUUAUAGGCAAAAUUUAAAAAGAAAGAUGUAUUACAAAUCACAUGUGAAAGUUUCAGCUGGAAACAGUUUUACUUGCCGAGAAAACAGGGGGUAAAAAAACAUGGUAUUUUCACAAGAACAUCCAAUAUUUAAAUUUUUGAUUUUUUACCCAAAUUUGAUAUAAGUGCCGCACUUACUUGAUGUUUUGAUUUUUCGAAUUUUGGGCCAAAUAUCUACAAAAAUGCUGGACUUACCCCUUGGGAUUUUUUAAGUUUCUGGCUAAAAUGGAUAAAAAUGCUGGACUAACU
Asterias rubens (European starfish) is the source of this 3821-nucleotide messenger RNA. Its product is annotated as general vesicular transport factor p115-like. Gene Ontology annotation, cellular component: ER to Golgi transport vesicle membrane; cytoplasm; endoplasmic reticulum. Lineage: Eukaryota; Metazoa; Echinodermata; Asteroidea; Forcipulatida; Asteriidae. Bases 104 to 3073 code for a protein of 989 amino acids. Gene Ontology annotation, biological process: intracellular protein transport; endoplasmic reticulum to Golgi vesicle-mediated transport; transcytosis. The transcript has 20 exons. The record is from RefSeq and is a predicted model, not a curated record.